This is a messenger RNA of Paramuricea clavata, 2058 nucleotides long. The record is from the annotation of a GenBank genome assembly. Lineage: Eukaryota; Metazoa; Cnidaria; Anthozoa; Malacalcyonacea; Plexauridae.
AUGUCAAAUAUAUUGUCGCUGGAUUAUGGACCUCUUGGGUAUCCCGUAUUGCCUGAGUACGCUACGCCCUUUUUUCCAAGUUUUAAGGGUCAAUCUCGAGCGGACCACCUGCCCGCAGGCUGCCAUGUUGUCUAUCCCGGAUUGUCGCCCUACAAACAGCAAGCAUCAUCAACACAGGUAUGACGUCAUUUGAUUUUGUGAAUUGUAAAAUCAGACCUAAAAAUGGUGAAGGGGACAAUUUCGAUGUUAAUGAAUUCGUACUCUAAACCUAAAUCACCCGAAGGCGAUGGGAUUUUGGGAUCCGAGAGAACAACAAAACUGGGAAACAUUUUUAAUUUUUCAUACUGCUCCAUGGAAGAAUCUUAUUAUGGAGUCUUGCAAUAAAUAUAAUCGUAUAUUCUUGCACACAUAAUGUACGGUCAAAUUUAACAUUGUUUUUAUACUCACUUUUAAAGAACAUGUAAUAAUAUGCAUUCACGCACAAUACAUGUUGUGUCGUGUUCAUCACGCUUACCUGCGUUCAAUCCUUGGUCAGACCUCGACUCAAGGUCUUAAAAUAACUGAGCAGAAAGAGCUACCUAUACAUUGACAUUGGUAAAUGGUUAGACUUUCGCGUUUCAAUCGUAGGUACCUCGGAUCCACUAUCAAUUGGCCAAUAGCAUGUUAGGAAAUCUACUCACCAAUGAGUGAGAAACUCGAUAAACUCAAACAAUAAAUCUUAAUCAUGAUACGUUAUGUACAACAGGGCUGAUAUGGGCGCGAACGGCUUCGUUGUCACAUUCGCCAGAGCAUGCGUCUUUCGUCUCUGAGGUUGUGGGUUACUCUCGCUCCAUUCAUGGUAGUUCAAGCUAACACUUCUUGCUCCUUUUUUUUUAACAUUAUCGUUCAUUUUCCUCCAGGGAAGAGGUUUGAUGCCGUUCUCCAAGUAUUCGCCAUAUUAUCCAUUAUUUGGCGUGAGGCUGGACGACCAACCUUCUGCAUUUCGAGCUCACAAACCGACAGAAAAAUCCGCAUUUGAACCGCCAGCAACUGGUCAUACAGCAUGCCAGCUUUAUUACAAUGGUAGGUUUUCUCAUUUAUUCAGAUAAUUCCUGUUUAUUUCUGUUGCUACCCAUUUCACUCACAUAUAUACUGGUUUAUAUGCUUGGUUACUUUUGUUCCAUUCUAUGCUUACAUUAUCAGAACAGUGGUAACUAGGCAUGUGAAUUAUCCCACCCAAUUCACUCACAUAUAUAAUUUAAAUGCUUGGUUACCUUUGUUCCCGAUUCUAUGCUUACAUUAUCAGAACACUGGUAACUAGGCAUGUGAAUUAUCCCACCCAAUUCACUCCCAAUUCACUUAAGCUUCACUGUUAAUUAAUUUCAAUAAAAGUUUGUUCAGACUAAAAAAAUAUUUUUAUUUGUUUCUCAAGAUCGUCGUAUAUGUACCUGCAAUUGUACCUUGACACCCCCACGUGCCCCUACGAAACACCCUAUAUGUACCCCGGAGUACUACAACUGGCUCUUUCCAUCCGACCGAUUUUCCCAUUCCUCCGACGAUCUUCCGAUUGGUCUCCGAUUAUCAUCGUUAACAACUCGUCCUUACCCGAUGCUUUCCCGAAGGCUAGACGAGAACGACAAGAGGCCAGCGCCGAAGCGAUUCCAAUGUCCACAUUGCGAAAAAUCGUUCGGGAAAUCUUCGCAUCUUCGCGACCACAUACGAACGCACACUGGAGACCGUCCAUACAGAUGUCAAUAUUGCGAUAAAGCUUUCACACAGUACUCCAAUCUACGUACCCAUACGAGAAUUCAUACCGGGGAACGUCCCUACCGCUGUACACACUGCAGUAAAAGUUUCACGCAAGCUGUCACCUUACGUAGCCAUACGAGAACACACCUCGGGGAAAAGGCCUACCAUUGUAAAGAAUGUUCCAAAUCUUUCGCCUGCUUUUCGGGUUUGAAGGGACAUAUUCGGGUGCAUGAAAGUUCGCAGGCUACCACGCAAGAGACCAGGCCUGAUGCAGAGCUUACACUAAGUAUCAAACAAGAGGUUGAGGAUGACGUCAUGAAUGAGGACUGA